This is a messenger RNA of Lethenteron reissneri (Far Eastern brook lamprey), 2361 nucleotides long. RefSeq names its product protein O-glucosyltransferase 1 (gene POGLUT1). Gene Ontology annotation, cellular component: endomembrane system. Lineage: Eukaryota; Metazoa; Chordata; Hyperoartia; Petromyzontiformes; Petromyzontidae. Gene Ontology annotation, biological process: positive regulation of Notch signaling pathway; protein O-linked glycosylation. Gene Ontology annotation, molecular function: UDP-xylosyltransferase activity; UDP-glucosyltransferase activity. The record is from RefSeq and is a predicted model, not a curated record.
GGAGCAGGAAGAUGGCGACACGAAGCGUCUUCGCUUCGCUCCUCGUCGCUACCUUCAUUGCCUCUUUGCUUCCUGCGCCGGCUUCUUGCGAUGGCUCCCGGUGGGAGCAUCGCCUGCGCGUGGUGACGACGGCGCUGCACGAGUACCAGCCGUGCGUGCAGCAAAACUGCUCGUGCCAUCGCGGGGUGCUGGAGUCGGACCUCGCCCCGUUCAGCGGGGGGAUCGCAGAGGCCGACGUGAAGGAGAUGGUGGCACGGGGCGUCGGCACGCACUACCAGGUGUUAGCCCACCGGCUGUACCGCGAGGACGCGUGCAUGUUCUCCGCUCGGUGCAGCGGGGUUGAACACUUCCUGCUGGAGUUGCUGCCGGAGCUGCCGGACAUGGAGCUGGUGGUGAACGUGCGCGACUACCCGCAGGUGCCGGCAUGGAUGCCGCUGCGUCCCGUCUUCUCCUUCAGCAAGACAAAGGAGUACCGGGACAUCAUGUACCCGGCGUGGACGUUCUGGGAGGGCGGCCCUGCCGUGUGGCCCCUCUACCCUACGGGGCUUGGACGCUGGGACCUCAUGAGAGACGACCUAAGCAAGACCGCAGCACGGUGGCCUUGGGAGAAGAAGAAGACUCGGGGGUUUUUCCGCGGCUCCAGGACGAGUGCGGAGCGAGACCCCCUGGUGCUGCUGUCUCGGCGCGAGCCAAAACUCGUGGAUGCCGCCUACACCAAAAACCAGGCGUGGAAGUCGGACAAGGACACGCUGGGAAUGCCACCGACGAAGGAAAUCGGCCUGGUUGACCACUGCCAGUACAAGUACCUGUUCAACUUCCGCGGCGUGGCGGCGAGCUUCCGCUACAAGCACCUCUUCCUGUGCGGCUCACUCGUGCUACACGUAGGCGACGACUGGCAUGAGUUCUUCUACCAGCAGCUGAAGCCCUGGGUCCACUACGUGCCCGUGCAGCAGGAUCUCUCCGACGUCCGGGAGGUCUUGGAGUUUGUGAAGAACAAUGAUGAUGUCGCACGGGAAAUUGCCGAAAGGGGGCAGAAGUUCAUCUUGGAUCACCUGAGGAUGGAGGACGUCUCCUGCUACUGGCGGAGCCUCCUGCAGCGCUACGCCUCCCUGCUCAAGUACAAACCCGAGCGCAGGGUGGCGUACCGGGAGAUCCGGGCCACGCGGCACAAGAACGAGCUGUGACGCCGCCGCCGCUCGGAGCUUCUCCCCGCCACCACGGUCGCCUCGACGUGGCGAUGUUCCCCGGUGGGAAACGUGCCGGUAUAUACGAUGGAACGCUGUCCCUGCUGUUGAGGAAGUCACAUGACGUGUGUAUUACGACGGGGCGCCGUGGUGGCGAGAUGCUAACUUCCUCGCCCGGUAUACAGGAGGUCGUGGGAUCGAUCCCGACCCUGAUGCCUGCUGUAUAUUUGGAGUUUGCGGUGUCUCUCUCCCCGUGGGUCGCGUGGUUUUUUUUCCGGGUCCUCCGGUUUUUACCUCCACAUUUGGAAAUACGCGUUUAGAGUAUUUGGUUUCUAUAAAUGUCUACAUAAGCCACUUCAUUGAGCUAUCAUCUGUGGCCAGAUCACUACUGAAAAAUAGCUAUAAAGCUUAGUGGCCCUUACCUGGUAAAAUAAAAGAUAGCAAAAAAGUUAAUUCUAGAUUUGAAGUUUUCGUGACUGCAAGGAUUCAUACUCUUAGUUUUUUUCGGUAAAGUCACGUAGGUAGAAAUAAUAAUAAAAUAAUAAUAAAUGCAAAAUAACUAAAUAAAAUCACGACGUUUCGGAGGCAACACAAGUCUCCGUCUUCAGUUGGAACCGUCACAGCAAAAAGUUAUUUUGCAUUCAUUAUUAUUUUAUUUUAUUAUUAAUUUUUUACCUACGUGACUUUACCGAAAAAACCUAAGAGUAGCAAAAAAGUUACUACGUCAUUGCAUUGCGGCAUGAUAUCAUUGCGUUGCGGGACGUCAUUGGCUCUGAACGUGGCUUCUUAUCUCGGACAAGAGUCUGCUGUUGUUAUUUUAUGAAUCUAGAAAAAACUGGCGCUUCAGAUGAUCUAGCACGUGUCCCAGCACUGCUCCGUGAGAUUUCCUCGUGGAUUUUUCACGAUGCGGACAGCACAGCCGCAGUACAAUUGGGAGGGAAAUAAACAUGAAAGAGAUACAAAAAAAUGAAAUGGUUAAUUUUACUCUCAAACACUGCUCAUUCUUGCGACAGUGACGUUUUAAGAAAUAUAUUUUUUAACAAAUAAACAUCUCUGUAGUAGGAUUCACAUCACACCGUUGUGUUGCUGCAACUUGUAAUGUCCAUCACUGGUUUUACAAAUAAUGGGAUUUUUAAUAAAAGAGAAUGCAACUUGCCUUGUGGCAAAGCAACCUGGA